AUGGACGGACAUCUCCGCAGCCUCAACGCAUCCGAGCAGCGCGAAUUCGCCUCCCGCAUGGAGCGCAAGCAGAUGAAGGAGUUUAUGACUAUGUACUCCAAGAUGGUGCAGCGCUGCUUCGAUGACUGUGUUACCGAUUUCACCACCAAGUCACUUAUCAACCGCGAAGAGCAAUGCGUGAUGCGCUGUGUUGACAAGCAACUCAAGGGCUCUGCCCGAUUGAACGAACGGUUCCAGGAACAGAAUGCCGCAAUGGCGCAAAGUGGUCAGAUCCCC
Molecule: messenger RNA, 276 nt
Organism: Penicillium chermesinum
Lineage: Eukaryota; Fungi; Ascomycota; Eurotiomycetes; Eurotiales; Aspergillaceae
Gene: tim9
Product: protein transporter TIM9
Exons: 3
Source: RefSeq, a predicted model, not a curated record